Messenger RNA from Cyprinodon variegatus (sheepshead minnow), 4398 nucleotides. RefSeq names its product T-box transcription factor TBX20-like (gene tbx20). Gene Ontology annotation, biological process: cell fate specification; heart looping; positive regulation of DNA-templated transcription. Gene Ontology annotation, molecular function: DNA-binding transcription factor activity, RNA polymerase II-specific; RNA polymerase II cis-regulatory region sequence-specific DNA binding. Lineage: Eukaryota; Metazoa; Chordata; Actinopteri; Cyprinodontiformes; Cyprinodontidae. Gene Ontology annotation, cellular component: nucleus. The record is from RefSeq and is a predicted model, not a curated record.
GGACUGAUGCGUCCCAGCCGCUGGCCUCAGAUCUGACAUCCACCAGGAGACACUUGUGCGUUCCUCCUUCAACAUGAAUCCAACAAGACCUCCUGUUAGGCUGCAAUAAAACUGCUUGUCUUUCUUUUUGACUGUUAACCUGCACACUUCAGCGAAGCAUUUUUGCGCAGAAAGUCCUUAAAUCAAGGAAAAACAGCGCGUAAAUUUCUUCAACUUUCUGCCGCUUGGAGCCAAACGGCGGCUGGCAUCUCUGGAGAUUUUCUGCUUUUAUUUGAUCAGAGGGGAAUAUUUUGCCUUUUUUCAGCACCGACAUGGAGUACACGUCAUCUCCCAAGCCGCAGCUCUCAUCCCGGGCCAAUGCUUUCUCCAUAGCCGCCCUGAUGUCCAGCGGGAAGUCCAGCAAGGACAAGGAGGCGGAGGAGAACACCAUCAAACCUCUGGAGCAAUUCGUGGAGAAAUCCUCCUGCAACCAGCAGUCCCUGGCUGACUUGUCCUCCCUGGACGGGCACGGGGACUUCAGCGGGAACGCGCCCGCAGUGUGCACGGAGCCGCUCAUCCCCACCAAUCCCGGCAUCCCCAGCGAGGAGAUGGCCAAGAUCUCGUGCAGCCUGGAGACCAAAGAGCUUUGGGACAAAUUCCACGAGCUCGGUACUGAGAUGAUCAUCACCAAGUCUGGAAGGCGGAUGUUUCCUACCAUCCGGGUUUCUUUCUCCGGGGUUGACCAGGACUCCAAGUACAUCGUCCUGAUGGACAUCGUCCCGGUGGACAACAAGCGGUACCGCUACGCCUACCACCGCUCCUCCUGGUUGGUGGCCGGCAAGGCCGACCCUCCUCUGCCCGCCAGUAAACACCACCAAACUGGACAUUAUUCUGGAUUUUUAUCAUAUUUUCUUUCUAUAGCAAAGAUUAAGAUUAAAACAAAUCUUUUAAAUAGUCGCAUUGGUAUCAUCCUGAACUCUAUGCACAAGUAUCAGCCACGAGUUCACAUUAUCAAAAAGAAAGACCAUACCGCCUCGUUGCUCAACCUCAAAUCGGAGGAGUUUCGCACCUUUGUGUUUGUUGAGACCGUCUUUACUGCUGUCACAGCUUAUCAGAACCAGCUGAUAACUAAGCUGAAGAUCGACAGCAACCCUUUUGCCAAAGGCUUCAGGGAUUCUUCCCGGCUGACGGACAUGGAGAGGGAAAGUGUUGAGAAUCUGAUCCACAAGCACUCAUACGCCCGAUCGCCGAUCAGAACCUACGCUGGCGAUGAGGAGAACCUGAGUGAGGACGGACACACCACACACACCAGAGGCUCAGCGUUUACCGCCUCAGACAACCUCUCCCUGAGUUCCUGGGUCACCACCACCUCCGGCUUCUCAGGCUUCCAGCAUCCUCAGACCUUGUCAGCCAUGGGCACCGGAACCGCCUCCCUACCCCACCCCAUCCAAGGAUCCCUCCCCCCUUACAGCCGGCUAGGGAUGCCGCUCACACCAACUGCUUUGGCUGGAACCAUGCAGGGCAGCGGGCCUUCCUUUCCUUCCUUCCACAUGCCCCGCUACCACCACUACUUCCAGCAGGGGCCCUACGCUGCCAUCCAAGGACUUCGCCACUCCUCAACGGUCAUGACGCCCUUUGUAUGACUUUAAAGAACAGAGGGCCAGAACUAACUCUGACCAUUGAUUGGGUGCAGACCAUUAAUCCUCAUCACUCCUCAUCUGAUUUGCACCUGACCCACUGUUUUUUGUAAAUACCUGAACUGCAGCGAUUGAGAUGAGGGUCGAGAUGUGAAGAGGAACCUGCACAGUGAACCGAGACAGACUGCGCUCCUCUCUCAGGAUCUGAAUCCAAAAAACAGUUCUGUUAUAUGAAAAGACUGACAACCUCAUUGCAAACGAGAUGCAAGGCAAAUACACGUGCAUGCUUGUUUUAUUUCAGCCCUCAAGUUCAAAGUACACUUUCUAAUCGUUUUUAAACGGCUGCUGAGAUUCCUAAAAAUGACACAAGGAGAUAGAGGGAUCAUUUCAAUAUGAAGGACAUGCAGAGACGCUAUCUUCACUCCUCUGUGUGAAGGAAACCAGCCAUAUGUACAGUUCAGAAUAACAGCUCCACGAUCUGGGGAUGAUGUAGAUAUGUGUCUAAAGAAACUGAAGAAAACAAAACGCUUCACUACAUCCCUUUUCUCACUGUAAAUUACCAAAAAAAAGAGUCAUAGAUCGCAUGCUGACUGCAGUAGACAAAACAUUGCUUAACAUGUUGAAAUACAGAUAGAAGGACUGUGAGUAAGAUAGGGAAAUGUUUAUUUUUGUUCAAGGCCUGGUCAAACCGGGAAUUGCAAACCUGCUUAUCAAUGUUAUCAAUGCUCCACCAUUUAUGGCAUACAGUAAAACAUUCUUCAAAAAAAGGCAAAGGUUUUAAACUGCUAACAUUUUUAAAUCGCACCGUUUUUAUGGUUUAAAAUAUUAUAAAUAAGAUGCCAGAGUAAUUGCAUGGGGUUAAGGACCCUCCCACUCUUUGGGAGAUAGAGUAAGGCAGAACCUGUUGCCACACACUGCUGGUCAGCUGGCUGAAGGAUGGCUGUUGCAUUCUUCCCAUGCUUGGCUGUUUGGGAAUUAAAAUGGAGAGCCAGCAUUAAUUAAGCCUAUGAUGUUUUAAAUCUACAAUUGGAAAGCUAUAAACAGUAUAUCUGAUUAGCAACUAAAUGCUACACCAGCAAAGAGCAUAACUAAUACAAAUACUGCAAAAUCAAGGCAUUUUCACCGAAGGAUAAAACACUAAAAAUCCAUCUGUACAAAAUAUAUUCAAGUGUGGUACCAAAGCUGAAUAUUACUUUUUUACACAAGGAAGCUGAUACAGGAAAUAGAGACCAUAUUUCAACCUCCUUCAGUGCAGAGCAAAAUAAAAAGAAUGAAAUUAAUAAUCAUAUCGGAUCUUUAUAAUGCCAGUCUUCUUAAGAGUUAAAGGUGGCUUCAGGCAAACAGUCAGAAGAAAUAACAACAACAUAAUAGAAGAAAAACAGAAACAUCAACUGGUUAGGAUGGACUCUAUUUAGCAACUUAAGAAGAGGAGACGAACAGCUCAGACACCUGAAGCUUUAUGCUGAUGGCCUCUACAUAACAAGCUGAAAGCACCUGCAGGCAAUCCUCAGCAGGUGGAGUUGAUUCAUGGCCGUGGCAGCAUGGGCCGACAGAACAUCAACACCUUAAAAUAAUGACUCUGUGGGGCCCCAUCUAAAGCACAGAGAGAGAAGAACGGCGGAAGCAUAGAGAGCUGACCUGCAUAGUGACAGUGGCACUGUCAGGAAUUGAAAAAGAGAGACUAGAUUUGAAAAUCUGUUCUGGACAAACAACAAAAUGUUCCUGGAUAUUUGGAUUUAUUCGGUCUGUUAUAGUCUACAUGGGGAUUUUUUUUUUCACACUGGAAAAGGGCUGAAAUCACAGAAGGAUGCCAUGUACAGAAAAGAAUGGCUGGUCUUUUUACGCAUCAUUUACAGCUUUUUGUAAACAAAAAAAACAGAAAGGUGUUGCUUCUAAUAAUACUUUGUGGUUGCAUGAAGAUCUGAUUAUUCAGAGAGGUUUUAAAAGAGCCAGGUAAACAAACACUGUAAAAUGACUUGUGCAGCCUGUUUUCCAUCCAGCUUUUGGUUUGAUCUGUUCUUGGUUUGAAAGGGAGUAUAUCUUUUACAGCCUUAUCUGAUGUACAGUCAGUUUUUGAUGUAAACAUUGACACCUUUGAGUUUGAAAUUGCAGAUAAUUUUCUUAUGUUUCGUUUGACAUAAUCUGACCCUAGAAAGUUUCUUUUUUGGCUUAUUUUAAGUGCAAUAUAUUUAUUUUGCUCUGUUGAUAUGAUCUGUAAUGCCUUGUAUCACAUUUAAAGUUAUUUGUAAAAAAUCCUGAGAAAUAUAUAUAUAUAUAUUACCACCACCAAAUAUUUUGCUUUUUUUUUGCUUUUCCAGUCCUGUCACUAAAAUUCUCUGGGAAGUUUGCUUGGGGGAGAAUUUAAAUAGGUUAAUUUAUUGCUAACAUUUACAUCAGAUACACUUUCAUAAGCAGAGAUAUAUAAUAUUAUACAUAAUUUAUUUUGGGUUGGUGAAUAAAUUGUUUAGAACCACCUGCUGGACUCAUCAAUAUUUGCAGAAAUUGUGCACUUAACUUAAAGAAAAAUCUUCUCAACAUCAAAUGAAAUAACCCUUAAUUUAUGACUACCGGUACCUCUUAGUGCAAACAUACUUGACCACUUAGCUUAGGGUUGUUGUAUCUGUUUAGACCAUUCGUGUUAGCAUAAAAUACGUUUUUUGUUACCUCACUAUUACACAAAAAAGUAUGUCCAGAUAACAAAUAGGUGACACAUUUAAAUAUUGACAUGAUUAAUAUGUUUAUAGAUAAUCAAAGACAGAAUCAUCAAUAUGUUUAAAUUAUC